AUGGUUCUACCAACCGAGGAGCCUCCCCCACCCCCCGCUCCUGCUGCUGCCCCUGCUGCCCCUCUCCCACCGGCGCCAUCUUCGGGCACUCUUUCCACUGGACAACUGGGCGCUUUGCUUGGGUCAGUCUUGGGUUUUGCUUUUCUGGUUCUGGUCCUAUGCUGUUGUCUUUCCUGUCAUCGUCGACGCCAACGGCAGGAGCGUGUCAUUGUUUAUGACGGAGGCAGCGACAACAGUGACAGUGAACGCGAAGUCACAAGGGAAUAUUAUACCUCGACACGGGACUGGAACCGACUGAGGGGCCCAGGAGGCCUUGGAUUUGCGAACGCUGAAGGCAUGAUGGGCAAUGCAGGAGGCAUGGCAACCCGAACCAAUGUUGGCUUUACCACGGUCCCACCGCCUGUCAGAUUCCCGCCCACACCGAGGUAUACUCCUUAUCGGCAAUCCAGAUGGCCACAAAUCAGCGGAGUGAGGAGGUUUCCAUGA
This is a messenger RNA of Podospora pseudocomata, 486 nucleotides long. RefSeq lists its product as uncharacterized. The record is from RefSeq and is a predicted model, not a curated record. NCBI's taxonomy places the organism in Eukaryota, Fungi, Ascomycota, Sordariomycetes, Sordariales, Podosporaceae. The transcript has a single exon. Bases 1 to 486 code for a protein of 161 amino acids.